Messenger RNA from Centropristis striata (black sea bass), 2496 nucleotides. RefSeq names its product kinesin family member 3B (gene kif3b). Gene Ontology annotation, molecular function: microtubule binding; microtubule motor activity; ATP binding. The transcript is spliced from 9 exons. The record is from RefSeq and is a predicted model, not a curated record. NCBI's taxonomy places the organism in Eukaryota, Metazoa, Chordata, Actinopteri, Perciformes, Serranidae. Gene Ontology annotation, biological process: microtubule-based movement. Bases 172 to 2454 code for a protein of 760 amino acids.
AGUGGGGAUGAGCAGCGACUAAUGGCUGACUGGGAGCUCUGGAUUAAAUAACGUUUGUCCCGCCCUGUUUCUGAUGUGGGUGUGUGUGUUGGUGAACCGGUGCUGAAGCUUCACUUGGCAGACGGAGCGUACAACGGGCCGGGCCGCGUGGGCUGGCAGCCGCUCUCCAACAUGUCCAAGAGCAAGAGCUCCGAGUCGGUCAAGGUGGUCGUCCGCUGCCGCCCCAUGAACGAGAAAGAACGAGCAGCCAAGUUUGAACGGAUGGUCUCUGUCGACGUCAAACUGGGCCAAAUUCUAGUGAGGAACCCCAGAGAGGCUUCGGCCAACGAACUCCCCAAAGUCUUCACCUUCGAUUCGGUCUACGACUGGAACUCCAAACAGUUGGAUCUGUACGAUGAGACCUUCAGGCCCCUGGUGGACUCGGUUCUACUUGGGUUCAACGGGACCAUUUUUGCCUACGGGCAGACUGGUACAGGGAAGACCUACACUAUGGAGGGGGUGAGGAACGAUCCGGAGAGGAGAGGAGUCAUCCCCAACUCCUUUGAACACAUCUUCACUCACAUCUCACGCUCCCAGAACCAGCAGUACCUGGUGAGAGCUUCAUAUCUAGAGAUCUACCAGGAGGAGAUCAAAGACUUGCUCUCCAAGGACCAGUCGCGGCGUCUGGAGCUCAAAGAGAGGCCGGACACGGGCGUCUACGUUAAAGACCUUUCAUCCUUCGUCACCAAGAGCGUCCGGGAGAUCGAACACGUCAUGAAUGUGGGCAACCAGAACCGCUCGGUGGGCGCCACCAACAUGAACGAGCACAGCUCCCGCUCCCACGCCAUCUUCGUCAUCACCGUCGAGUGUAGCGAGUUGGGCGUCGACGGGGAGAAUCACAUCAGAGUCGGGAAACUAAACCUGGUGGAUUUAGCCGGGAGUGAACGUCAGACCAAGACUGGAGCUCAGGGAGAACGACUCAAAGAAGCCACGAAGAUCAAUCUGUCACUUUCAGCUCUGGGGAACGUGAUAUCGGCGCUGGUGGACGGGCGCAGCAGCCACAUCCCCUACCGGGACUCUAAGCUCACCCGCCUGCUGCAGGACUCUCUGGGGGGGAACGCUCGCACCGUCAUGGUGGCCAACAUCGGCCCGGCGUCCUACAACGUGGAGGAGACGCUGACCACGCUACGCUACUCCAACAGGGCCAAGAACAUCAAGAACAAACCUCGGAUCAACGAGGACCCCAAGGACGCCCUGCUCAGGGAGUUCCAGGAGGAGAUCGCCAGGCUGAAGGAGCAGCUGGAGAAACGCUCGGGAAAGAAGAAGAGGAGGAAGCAGAGGAGGAGAGGCGGGGAGGGGAGCGACGGAGAGGAGCUGGAGGAAGGAGAGACGGAAGACGACGAUGACGAAGGAGACGAUAAAGGAGAUUACUGGCACGAGCAGCAGGAGAAGCUGGAGAGAGAGAGGAAGGCCAUCAUGGAGGACCACAGUCUGGUGGCCGAGGAGAAAGUUCGGCUGCUUCAGGAGAAAGAGAAGAAGAUGGAAGAUCUGAAGAGGGAGAGGGAGGCCGGAGAGAUGCUGGCCGCCAAAGUCAAGGCGAUGGAGAGUAAACUGCUGGUUGGAGGGAAGAACAUCGUGGAUCACACCAACGAGCAGCAGAGGAUGCUGGAGCUGAAGAGGCAGGAGAUCGCUGAACAGAAACGCAGAGAGCGAGAGAUGCAGCAGCAGAUGGAGUCCCGUGAUGAGGAGACUCUGGAGCUGAAGGAGACCUACAGCUCUCUGCAGCAGGAGGUCGACAUCAAGACCAAGAAGCUGAAAAAGCUGUUUGCCAAGCUGCAGGCGGUGAAGGCAGAAAUCCACGACAUCCAGGAGGCUCACAUCAACGAGCGCCAGGAGCUGGAGCAGACCCAGAACGAGCUCACCAGGGACCUCAAGCUCAAACAUCUGAUCAUCGAGAACUUCAUUCCCUUAGAGGAAAAGAACAAAAUCGCCCACAGAGCUUACUUUGAUGAGGAGGAUGAAUACUGGAAGAUGAAGCCCAUCACACGAAUGGAGGACGAGCACCAGAUGAUGACCAGACCUCUGUCUGCUGUCGGCUACAGGAGGCCUCUCAGCCACCACGCUCGCGUGGCCAUGAUGAUGAGGACCGACAUGAGAUACAAAGCUGAAAACAUCAUCAUGCUGGACAUGGACCUGCCUGCGCGGACUACUAAAGAGUAUCAGGAGCCAGUUAUCGCCCCAAAGGUGGCGGCAGCUCUGGAGAACGCUCUCAGGGACGAGGACGAGAUCCAGGUCGACGCCUCAGGCUUCCACAGCAGCCUGGGAUCAACCCCACCCACCAGUGGGAGCCUCAAGAAACCAAAGUCUGGUCGACCAAGAACAGGCAAGAAGUCGAGCACCCCGACCUCUCCGUUCAGCCCCUCCAGCCCAGGAUCCCCCCUCUACCCUCAGUCCAGAGGCCUGGUGCCCAAGUGACCCAACACCAUCACAAACACCAUCACCAACAACACCAACACU